AUGAACGCCGUCUUCACCCAGCGCGUUACGGGGUUCCCACGCCCGCACUUCAAGCUCAGCAUCGAGAAGACUCUCCAGAAGCCGACUGAGGAUGUGGUCACCUUCGAUCCGAAGAAGCAUCUGGCUUACCAGCCGCCGUCGAAGGUGAUCAUGAUGAAGGACAUCGGCUACCCGGACGAUGUUGGCGUUUCUCCCGUUGCUGUGUCUCAGCCCUUCCAGCUCUUUUCGCCCGAGGCCAUCCAGGCAAUGCGAGCGGAGAUCUUCAAGCCCGAGGUCCGAGAGAAGUGUGGCUUCAGCAGCAACAUUGCUGCUUGCCAAUUGCGUGGCUACGCCAAAGACUAUGCUCCCUUCGCGUAUGACGCGUGGAAUCACCCCGAGACUCUCGCCCUCAUCUCGAACAUCGCCGGUGUCGAGCUCGUCCCGGAAAUCGACUACGAAAUCGGACACAUCAACCUCUCUGUGAAGUCAGAUGAGGAGACCAAGGAGGAGUUGAACAUCAUCAACAAGCAGAAGCGCUUCUAUGCCGAGGACGAGGGCAUCGGUGGCUGUCCAUGGGAAGAUGACAAGCCCAUCGUGGGCUGGCAUACCGACAGCUACCCGUUCGUCUGCGUCCUCAUGAUGAGCGAUUGCACUGACAUGGUUGGUGGCGAGACCGCCCUUCGUACUGGGAAUGGCCAAGUGAUCCGAGUCCGUGGCCCGACAGAGGGUUGCGCAGUCAUUCUGCAGGGGCGAUACAUCACUCAUCAGGCUCUCCGCGCCCUCGGUACUAAGGAGCGCAUCACCUCGGUGACAAGCUUCCGCCCGAAGUCUCCCUUCCUGAAGGAUGAUUCCGAGUUGCGAACUGUGCGCCCGAUCUCAGACCUCUCGGAGCUGUACUACGACUUUGCCGAAUAUCGCCUGGAGAUCAUGGAGGAGCGCACUCGUCGGGAGCGCAAGGAGCUCAUGAAGCGCCAGAAGACUCACAAGAAGUUCGACACUCGCGGACACAAGCGCUUCCUCGAGGAGUCGAUUGCGUUCAUGGAGCACACGGACCACGAGAUUGUUGAGGAGAGCAAGGUCAAGAAGGGCUACAUCGAGAAGGUCGACUUCCCGGAUGUCGUCGUUGGCUCCGCUGGAGAAGGCCGCCCGGCGAAGCGUUCUCGAACCGAGUAG
Molecule: messenger RNA, 1152 nt
Organism: Trematosphaeria pertusa
Lineage: Eukaryota; Fungi; Ascomycota; Dothideomycetes; Pleosporales; Trematosphaeriaceae
Exons: 3
Coding region: 1-1152 (383 amino acids)
Source: RefSeq, a predicted model, not a curated record